Molecule: messenger RNA, 1350 nt
Organism: Talaromyces proteolyticus
Lineage: Eukaryota; Fungi; Ascomycota; Eurotiomycetes; Eurotiales; Trichocomaceae
Product: FAD dependent oxidoreductase-domain-containing protein
Exons: 2
Coding region: 1-1350 (449 amino acids)
Source: RefSeq, a predicted model, not a curated record
AUGCAUAUAUUCGACAAGGUCGAAUUCAGUAGCGUCAAGCCAUUUGAUAUCAUCAUUGUUGGUGGAGGCGCUGCUGGUAUUGGGGCAGCAAUUGGAGCGAGACAGGCCGCACCUGAUGCCAGAAUUCUCCUUGUUGAGUCGGAGAGCUGUCUCGGCGGCGCGGCCACUCACCGUGGAGUGUGUGCAUAUUGCGGCCUGUUCACUGUGGACGAGAAUCCGAGACAGGCAGUUGGCAGUAUUUGGCUAGAGCUGAAAGAGAGGCUGCGUGCCGUCAAUGGGACAACCGAAUCACCUGUGCGAAUUCGGGGUGUUUUUCAAGUUGUAGAGCCUGAGCCAUUAAAGCUUGUCCUCGAUGAUCUCAUGAACGACUAUAAUAUUGACGUGCUUCUGCACACCACUGUUGUGGGCGCCACUCGAUCAGCAUCGAAUAUGAUCACCAGCGUCGACUUACAAGAACGAAGGGGUCGAUUACAUGUUUCAGCUAAAGCAUUUGUUGACUGCUCUGGCGAUUGUGACUUGGCCUACCUUGCGGGUGCUUCAACGAGAUUUGGAAAUCAUGGUACACUGAAUCUGGGUUCCCUGUCUGCCCGCUUCGGUGGUAUAGAUCCGAAUACGAGGCCAUCUGUAGCUACCUGGAGAGAUGCAAUCAUUUCUGCUAAGAAAAAGAGGCCUGAACUAUGCGAUAUUAUCCCCAAAAACGGGUCAGCACUACUCCAUAUGCCAAUUUCGGGAGACGUGAUUACAUUUCUGCCUUCUGCCUCUUACGACCCAAGGAGCUCAGCGAGCAUUACAGCGGCGGAGAGAUCGGGAAGGAGACAGGCCCAGGAAUACCUACAAAUUCUACGUGCUUUGCCAGGACAUGAGGGGAUGUAUCUGGUCUCUACAGGGCCCAAUUUUGGUACCCGGGAGAGUCGGCAUAUGAACUCGAUGCACCAGCUUAUGGCAGAAGACAUAAUGGAUGAUCGCCGCUUUUCCGAUGUCAUUGCGCUUGGUGCAUGGGGAUUUGAGUUUCACGAUGUAGAGCACGAGAGCUGGGAAAGCACAUUUACGUACCCUCCGAAAGGGAGAUUUGACAUUCCACUUGGAUCACUCAGAAGUAUCGACACGCCAAAUCUGUUUGCCGCUGGAAGGUGUAUAGAUGCAGACCAAAAAGCAAGCAGCGCAGUGCGAGUGAUGGGAACCGCCCUCGCCACAGGACAGGCUGCGGGGGUUGCGGCUGGAUUUGAGGCAAGGAGGGAAUCUAGUGGUGGAUGGGAUGUAUCGCAGGUACAGGAUUGCUUGCGAGCUCAUGGAGCUCUCCUAGACUCGGAUUUGCUGCCAGACGUGGGUCCCAUUGAGCAGAUCUAUUAA